This is a messenger RNA of Musca domestica (house fly), 2867 nucleotides long. RefSeq names its product epidermal growth factor receptor kinase substrate 8. Gene Ontology annotation, cellular component: plasma membrane. The transcript has 7 exons. The record is from RefSeq and is a predicted model, not a curated record. Gene Ontology annotation, biological process: regulation of Rho protein signal transduction; Rho protein signal transduction. Gene Ontology annotation, molecular function: actin binding. Lineage: Eukaryota; Metazoa; Arthropoda; Insecta; Diptera; Muscidae. Bases 239 to 2398 code for a protein of 719 amino acids.
GACAGCAGUUUGAUUUUUGACACCGACGGUUUCACAAUUCUCUUUUCUCGAACGAAGGAACUGCAAACGUGUGUAACAAUUUUUGUUUUCCAUUUUAGCCAAAAAAAAAGAAGAACAAAAGCAAAAUUGAAAAUAGAGAUAUCAAUAAUUCUAGAUAAUUCUGUCUAUAAUCAAACUUUUUUAAUAAACAUAUAACGCCGACAAAAAUCAAUAGAAGCGGUGAAUGUAUUAAUCAAUUAUGGUUCAAAACGGCUAUACAAAUGGCAACGGUGUGCCAAAUGGUCACAUUGCCACAGAGAACAAGCCCACCUAUGCUCUGGACCACUUGGGCACGUUCAAGCUGAAAAGUGACACGGAAGUUUCGAGGCCAAAGGAUAAACUGAAAACCCUAAUGGAGUUGGACAAGGUGGGCGGCGUGUGGCCCAUGAAAAUGUACAUGUGCUUCAGUGGCCAGUGGUUGGUGAUGUUGGACAGCAACAUGAAGGAAAUUGAAAACUUCCCAGGAUCCCUAAUUACCGAACCGACAGCCUUCAUCAGUGAAGAUCCCAUGGAAAUUUACAAUAAUUUAUUGCUAUUUACAGUGCCGGGCAUUUCGUUGGGCAACACCGAAAUGCAUAUUUUUCAGGUAAGCGAUGUCUCGGCCGUCCAUUUGGUGGAAGAUCUUAAACAACUGUCCAGCGGCAAAGCAGUGACCAUAGACCGCAAUAAGACUCCCAUUGUUGUGCCCAAAUCGGAUCGCCCCAUGCACCAAAGCAAAGACCAAUAUGGCUUGGCUGUGGCAGCCGCCGAAGCUGCCAACGAAAAAACCGCUCAAGACCAAGAACAAACCAACAAAGACAUUCAGGUGCUAAACCACUGCUUCGAAGACAUUGAACGUUUCGUUACACGCUUACAGUUUGCCGCCGAAGCAUUGCGUGAGCUGGAGGUGCGUAAAUACGAACACAGCUCACAUGGCGAGGGUCUGCUGCUGAAUCGUUCUCGUCCACCAACGGAGAAGGAAUUUCGCGACAUUUUUGCCAAACACAAGCUCGCCUUUAACUACGUGCUCAAGCUGAAAAACCACUUUCAAGAUCCAGCCGAACCCAUCCACAACUCGUUUGUGUCGCUGCAAGCCAUCUACGGAGUGUGCAAUGAUGUCUACACUGGCUCCGCCGUGGCUGAGAAUGUCGUUGAUCCGCUACUGCGUGCCGACACCAUUGCCUUCCUUAAGAGCUGCCUCAACGAAGAGGAAAUGAAAUUUUGGCAAUCGUUAGGUCUCAAUUGGAUUCAAGCCAAGGAACAUUUCAAGGAUCACAAGGGAUCCUAUCAUCCAAAAUUCUAUGAUGAAUGGUCGCCCGAUUGGGUGGUCGAUGAGGAGGUAAAAUACAUACCACCACCCACAGCAGCCAGGACGGCAGCAGGCCAGCAGCCACCAUCAAAGUCGCCGGGUACCACAAAUUACAACAACACCUGGUUGUUGCGGCUCAAGACAAGAAAUGUGAAAAUUGCCGAAGUUAUGUACAACAAAGUGGCGAACAAUGAUCGGGAAUUGAAUGUCACCAAGGGGGAAUAUUUGGAGAUCAUUGAUGACUCUCGUAAUUGGUGGAAAGCCCGCAAUGCCUCCGGCAAUAUUGGUUAUGUGCCACACACCCUCUUGGCCCCGCACAAUUUUGAUCAAAACUCAACUUACUCGGGCAAAGAUACAGAUUCUAUUGGUUCAUCCCAACCUGAGCAUAAUGAUCAACCCAUCCAGCGAAAUGUUAAUAAUCGUAAGACUUUGACAACGUUUAUACCUCCAACUGAGGCGGAACUACAAGCUGCUCAAUUACAGCGUGCCUCUAGAAAUUCCAUUCCUCGCUCGAUAAGUAUGCCGAAUGUACCCAUCCCCCCACCAUUGCCGCCACCAGAUAGUGAAAAUGAGUCAUAUGAAACACCAUCGGGUACCUUGAAGCGUAACAUGGCCCUGAAUGGUAAUAUUGCAGCCAUGCGUGCUCGCACCGAAUUAGACGAAACAAACGAGGCCCUCAUGCUGCAAAGUACCAUUAAUGAUGAAUUGAAAUUCACUCUGAUGCAGAGGGAGCGGCGACGUGAUUUGGAAAUUCUAAAGACACCACAAAUUUACAUCAAUCAGAAAUCCCAGCCCAAGGAAGUGGAGGAAUGGCUUAGGGGCAAGGGAUUCUCUGAUAUUAUUGUCAAGAAACUACGUGGCCUGAAUGGUGAGGAGCUCUUUGCCCUAUCGCCGCACAUUAUUGAGGGUUAUUUUGGUCAAAAAGAAAGUCGUCGUUUGAUAUCACAAAUUGUUUUGCAAAAAAAUAUUUCCGAAUUUAAAACCGUGCGUUCAUCGGAAUUAAGCGCCAAAUUGGCCAAGGCCCGCCAAAAAAUUGAAAGUCAAAAUUACGAUCCCGAUGAGGUCUUCUAAAUGUAAUUUGCUGUUUUUUUUUUUUUGUUUUUGUACUUUCUAUUUAUUUGAAGAUUUGUAAAUGCGUUUUUAUUGAAAUAUUGAAAAAGAGAAAACGUUAAAAGCACACAUGGCAAUUGUUCAUCUGUGUGCGAACACGUAUUGUUUAAUAGAAUCAAGUUUAAAUGUUAAUUAAUUUAUAAUACAUAUUUCAAUACCGGUAAAUAGGAGGAGCGGAGUGUGAGAGAGAGUCAAACAAUUGACAAAAUUCAUCGACCUUAUUGAUCGAAAUGUUCCACUUCGACAGCUGUAUACACAUAGUCAUGCGAUGGUGAUCUUAAUAUGACACGUUUUAUAUACUUUAUUAGCGGAAUAUAAAAAUUCAAAUUUUCAGAGUUUACUCCAUUUGUCAUCUACUUUUCGAAAAAAAAAAAAAUGGAAAUAAAAUACUUUGUUUGAUAGGCAUCAAAUUAACAACAAAUACAUUUUU